GGGAAGAGCUUUAGGUGGAGCUCCCACCUGAUCAGGCACCAGAGGAUCCACACCAGGGAAUGGCCCUACGAGUGUGGGGAGUGUGGGAAGGGCUUCAGCUACAGAUCCAACCUUGUGACCCACCAACGCAUCCACACUGGGGAGAAGCCCUACGAGUGUCCCCAGUGUCAGAAGAGGUUUCCGAGCAGCUCCGGUCUCCUCCAGCACCAGCGGAUUCACACAGAUGAGAGGCCCUUCCUCUGCCCUGAGCGCGGGAAGGGCUUCAAGCACAACUCGGACCUCAUCAAGCACCGGCGCAUCCACACUGGGGAGAGGCCCUACCAAUGCGCCACAUGUGGGAAGAGGUUUCAGACCAGCUCCAGUCUCCUCCAGCAUCAGCGGAUUCACACAGAUGAGAGGCCCUUCCACUGCCCUGAGUGCGGAAAGGGCUUCAAGCACAACUUCACCCUCAUCAUCCACCGACGCAUCCACACAGGGGAGAGGCCCUACGAGUGUCCCCAGUGUGGACAGAGCUUCAGCCAGAGCUCAGAGCUGGUGGCCCAUGAGCAGCUUCAUGCCAGCGAGAGGCCGUAUGAGUGCUUGGAGUGUGGGAAGAGCUUCAGGAAGAGAUUCAACCUGAUCUGCCACCAGAGGAUCCACACUGGGGAACGGCCCUACGAGUGCUCGGAAUGUGGGAUGAGCUUCAGCCACAGGUCUGACCUGGUUGUCCACCAGAGGUUCCACACCGGGGAGAGGCCCUACGAGUGUCCCCAGUGUCAGAAGAGGUUUCACACCAGCACCCACCUCCUUGUACAUGAGCGGAUUCACACAGGGGAGAGGCCCUUCUGCUGCCCCAACUGCGGGAUGGGCUUCAGGCACAAAUCCACCCUCGUCACCCACCGGCGCAUCCACACUGGGGAGAGGCCCUACGAGUGUCCCCAGUGUGGGAAGAGCUUCUCAGACCGCUCGUUCUUUACCCGACACCAACGGAGGCACCGGUAAGGGCAGCCCUGUGAGUGCCCCAGCUGCAGGGGGAGCUUCAUGCACUGCUCCAGCUUCAUCCCCCAUGGGAGGACCCACGUUGGUCAGAGC
Molecule: messenger RNA, 1071 nt
Organism: Melospiza melodia melodia
Lineage: Eukaryota; Metazoa; Chordata; Aves; Passeriformes; Passerellidae
Product: zinc finger and SCAN domain-containing protein 2-like
Exons: 2
Biological process (GO): regulation of gene expression
Cellular component (GO): nucleus
Source: RefSeq, a predicted model, not a curated record